Aspergillus alliaceus is the source of this 845-nucleotide messenger RNA. RefSeq lists its product as uncharacterized. The record is from RefSeq and is a predicted model, not a curated record. NCBI's taxonomy places the organism in Eukaryota, Fungi, Ascomycota, Eurotiomycetes, Eurotiales, Aspergillaceae. The transcript has a single exon. The coding region runs from base 217 to 642 and encodes 141 amino acids.
GGACAUGAGAAAAAGAUCAUCAAAUAUGUCACAACCGGGGGAAUGCCAUGCGCAUGGCAUGGGAGUACUAAAUACGGAAUUGAUAGGGCUCCUAAGUGGUUUUCUUGUUUGGUGGUGCUUUAGUUCUGAGAUCAGAUUGUCGACCGAGUAAACAAUCAAAAAGUAAUAAAUAAUAAUAAUAAUAAUAAUAAUAAUAACCAUGUAACAAGGUAAUAAAUGGUGUAUGUAAUUUUGAGGUUCGGUUGUUUUCUUUCUUUAUUUUCCCCCUUGAAUCGAUCGCGCCACGGAUGGCCCGAGCUUUUGUGUUGCUUCGAGAAGAGGAAACGAAGGCUCAGUGCGUGGGCACAAGCGACUGUGAGCUGUGGGCACAGCAGCCAGAAAUUUAAAGGGUCCCGGCGUUCUUUUUCUUCCGCAGAGCAGCAGCCGCCCUUUUUAACCCUGCGCUCCCGAUCCACUCUCCCACUAAAGUUAUGUACUAAACCGUUAUUUGGUUUAGCGUGGAGCCCGUUUAGGUUUUUUUUUUUUCUGCUUCUUUCUUUCUUAUUUCUCUUUUUCUUAAUUUCCUUUUUGUUUUAUUUUUAUUUUCUUCACCCUCCCCUUUCCCUCGUUUUUCUUCUAAAGAAAAAAAAAAAUUUUUUCUAAAAAGGAAAAACUAAAAUCAAGCACGUUUUUCCCCAUGGAUGAUUUAAACAAAUUAUGACACCGACAAGCAUUCUUUCUGCAGCCACUACCACUACUACUCCUCCUUACCCCAUAUUUCCUUACUAAUAAUGUUCACAACUCUUCUGGCACGUACCUAGGUAUAUGCUUCAAUUUCCUCUCCUUCUCAUAAUGUGAUGAUACUA